AUGCUAAUAGAAUUAAUGCUUCUAGUGUUUUUAGAGUGUCUCUCAAAGAAGAUACUAAAGAUUGAUAUAAAAGAACCAUCCAUAGAAAAAAUUAGAACUUAUACAAUAUUUGAUGAAGAUUGGUCUUUUGCUAAUGGACGAUCAACUGAUUGCUUAUCCAAUGCAUCCAAUGCUAAUACAGGUAAUCCUGUAGCUAUACCUGGUAUUCAACUCGAACAAGUAUUAUACUGGUUUAAAACCAACUAUUCUACAGUUACAGCUAAAAAACAACAGAUACUUUUUGGUUCAACUGUUCAAGGAAACAAUCCAAUAGAAGUUUGUCAUUUAGGAAUUGAGAAAUCACCAGAUGAAUUGCUUUUGAAACUUGAAGAAAUUGAAAGAUAUACAGCAGAACAAUUAUUUGAAGCUUACUUGCAUUCAAACUCAGAUUCAGAAGCCAGUAAAGAUCAUGGAAAGAAUAAUUACUCAAACAAUACAGAUAUGACCAAAGAAGAAAUUGAAAAUCUGAUAAAAGAUAUUAUGGCAUCUUCAUUAUCUUAA
Acaulospora morrowiae is the source of this 540-nucleotide messenger RNA. The record is from the annotation of a GenBank genome assembly. NCBI's taxonomy places the organism in Eukaryota, Fungi, Glomeromycota, Glomeromycetes, Diversisporales, Acaulosporaceae.